CACACACACAGACACACUGUUAGGUGACUCGAGACAACACCAAGCUAUAUAUCCAUAACAUUUGCUGAGGACCUAGGUCAGACCCAUACAGGACCCCUGAUUGUUGGUUCAGUCUUUGUGAGCCCCUAUGAGCCCUGGGUAGUUGAUUCUGUGGGCCAUUUUCUUGUGUUCUUGACCCCUCCUCUUCCAUAGGAAUCCCUGAGCUCUGCCUAAUAUUUAGCUGUGGGUCUCUGUAUCUGCUCCCAUCAGUAGCUGGAUGAAUGCUCUCUGAUGAUUAUGCUAGGCUCUAGUUUAAAAGUAUAUCAGAGUACCAUUAGGAAUCAUUUCAUUGACUUAUUUUAUUUAUUUAUUUUCUGAGCGGUCUCUUCUGUGUAGCAUUGGCUGUUUGGGAACUCACUUUAUAGAGCAGAGUUGGCCUUCAACUCAGAGAUGCCUCUGCCUCCAAUGUGCUGUAAUUAAAGGCAUGUACCAUCACCACCCAGUGAUUUUUUAAAUUCUUUUUUUUUUUUUCAAUAGUAUUUGGUUCUAUCCUAGGUCUUUGGGCUAUCCAGCCUCUGGUCUCUUGCCCUCCAGGCAGUGUCAGGCAUGGGCUUUCUCUCCCAUGGUAUGGUUUAAGAUUUAUGUAUAUGGGUGUUUUGACUUCAUGUACAUCUAUACACCAGAAGAGGGUAUUGGAUACCCUGGGACUACAGUUAUAGACAGUUGUGAGCUGCUGUGUGGAUUCUGGGAAUUGAACUCAGGGAUUUCAGAAGUUCAGCCUUCUGCACUGAACCAUCUCUCUAGCCCCCAAUAGUGAUUGAUUUUUAAGUGAGUUGUAAAAAUGAAAACUCCACAGAAAAAGGAAUCACUAUGAUGAAGUGUACUAAGAAGACUUAAUAGAGACCAAGACCCGUAAAGGGCAGGUAGCUAACAUUUACUGAGAAUUUGCUAUGUAAUCUGUUUAUACUUAAGCCAUAUUUGUUCUUUAUGACCCUGAGAGGCAAGCCCUUUAUAUCAGCCUUUUAUAAAUAGGAAACUGACAUGGAAGGUAGUUGGCUUUCCCUCACCAUACACUGAGGAAAUAGUAGAAUUAUGGUUCAGUUUUAUUCCUGCCAGUCCUCAAAGCCUCUGCUUUUGACUAUAGUUUGAGGGUUCCCAACCUGUGUGCUAGACAGCUUCAGUGGCUUAAAUGCGACCUCACAGUAAACUGAGCUUUGAGCAGGAAUGACUCAUAAAAACUUGUGGUGCCAUCAGCCUGAUAAACAAACCCAGAGGGCCACAAAGCUCUGCCUGCAGAGUUUCAACAGGGAAUAGUCUCAAAAUGGAUUCAGGGUGAAGGAUGAUUAACAGCCUUAGUCAGUCAAGCAGAGGGCCAGAUGAUCAAACAGGAAUAGAAUUUCAGUACACAACAAAGUAAAGAUGCUAUAUGUGCUGAUAGAAGCACAGAAGGUCUGGCUGGACAAAGUGCAGAAAGACAAUGAACUGGCCAAACGAGAGACUAGAAUUAUCUCAGAAGACAAAAAAGGCUUUGAAACUCAACAAUCUGGUCUGGCUGUCCUUAGGCCAUCCCUCACCAAAGAACCUAUUUCUUCCCUCUGUCCGUGCCAAAUAAAUGAUUCUGAGUGGUUUGCAUUGAGUCCACAGGAGAGAUUGGCCUGGGCAAAAGAAUCCAGAGACCCUAGGAUUUCAGAAGGUCAACGGUCUCCACUGGAGAAAAAGAUCCUGAGUUUUGGUGGUGUGCAUACAACAGCAGCAAGACACUUGGUAACUCAGAAAUGCCAAGAGGAGAGCAAAGCACUCUGCAAAGAGCAAGCUCUUUCUCUUGACUACUGGCUUGCAAAAGCAGAGUCGUAUUAUAAUAAAAGAAUAGUGGACAUGAUGAAAAAAGACACAGGUGGUGAAACAAAGACAAAAGUGGAAGAGGAACCACCACCACCACGCACAGAGAGACAGAAACAACAUUAUUGGGUGCCUGAGAGAGAGAAGAAGCAAAUAGAAAGGCACAUUCAUAGAACAGGCCAGGCCAGAGAAUUUAAGGACAAACCCUGGAGACAGCCACAACUCUUCAGUGAAACAACACUACCCAAAAUUGUGCUAGAGAAGGAAAUCAUCCCGAAAGCACAGAAAAGAAGGCAGGCACAUGAGAGAGAACUGCUCCAAAUUAAAGAUCACCGGGAGCGCAUGAUUCGAGGGAGGGAACUUCUACAGCAAAGGCUCAAAGAAAGAAUCUUGAGAAAAAGCCUGAGCCAGAUCCCGCUUCCUGAGAAGCGCCAUCGCGUGAAGAAACAGAGAAAAGAGUUUGAGAGGGUAGUUGCAUAUCCACUUUUUCAGCCAUCCUGUACCAGUCGGAUUAAAGUAGAUGUUCUUAUGGAAAAAUCUCAGGAGGAAGAGGACUUGAGCACAAUCAUAAAACCUUUCGGAAGGAAAUUCUUAGCUGUACCACCCUUUUUGAGAACUCAAAUAGGAAAAAUAAAGGAUCUGUAAAGUUUCAGAGCUUUGCUGAUAGAA
This is a messenger RNA of Apodemus sylvaticus (European woodmouse), 2487 nucleotides long. RefSeq lists its product as uncharacterized. The record is from RefSeq and is a predicted model, not a curated record. The coding region runs from base 1399 to 2463 and encodes 354 amino acids. The transcript has 3 exons. Lineage: Eukaryota; Metazoa; Chordata; Mammalia; Rodentia; Muridae.